CUAUUUUCUAAUUUUAUAGCUAGAGUUAUUUAAAAAAUGGCAAUGCUGCUUUUUCAAGAAUAUCUACCUGAGAAUUUACUUGAAAAAGCUGCAGGAAAAGGAAAGAUUGUUCGUGUUGUUGGUAUUGCUGCUGCUGGUUUCCAUUGUGGAUUAAAGUUUCUUCGUAAAAUAAGUCUCUGUGGUGAUUCAAACAACCCAGUGCUAUUGUAUCUUCAUAAACUUCUACGCACACACUUGAAUUGUGGUGUACUGAUCAGAGGUGAAUUUUUUGCAAAACUACCAUGGCAUUACAUGGUAAUUUUGUCAGGAUGUCAUGUUAUUGUCAAUUAUGGUUCUUAUGGUACUGUUCCAGUGCGUGUUCUGGAACAUCAGCAAAACUUGCAGAAAGAGUUGGAACUAUGCCCUGAUUUAUUUAACCGUAUAACAUUACAAAUGAAAUAUGAAGAAAGUCGAAAUAUAGUGGCAAGAGAAAUUGGUUGUGAUGCACAAAACUUAGUUUUUGUUGAAAAUGUAACUGAAGGAAUGAACUGUACCUUACGUUCACUUCUACCGCAUUUUAAAGAUAAUGACGCUAUCUUCUGUUUGAACGUUAACUAUGCUUCUGUCUUGAAAACGGUAGCUGUUUACUCAAAGAAGAAUAAUGUGGAAGUAUUAAAGCUUGACGUUGAAUUUCCUAUUGUAUCCGAAGAGGAGUUUGUGAAUGCAUUUCGAAAUAUGUUUGCAACACAUGGAAAUAUUAGACUGGCAAUAUUUGAUCACAUAACCAGCGCUUCUGCAGUUAAACUUCCAAUCAAAAAAAUUGCAAGUUUAUGUCGAGAAUUUGGUAUUAUCUCUGUUGUUGAUGCAGCACAUGCUCCUGGCCAGCUGUUUUUAGAUAUUAAAAGCUAUGAUAUUGAUAUUUACAUAGGGAACCUUCACAAAUGGUAUUAUACUCCAAAAAGUUGUGCCAUAAUGUGCAUCGAUGAAAGAUUACACGAUAAAAUGCAGCCCACUGUUGUUUCGCAUGGUUGUUAUGGUGAUCUACACGAAAGAUUUCGUCGUCAAGGCACGAAGAAUUAUUCGGCACAUGUAACUGCUGGUUACGCUGUUGAAUAUAUGAAGAAGUUAGGAGGGAUUGGACACUUGCAUUCCUACAUAACUCCCUUGGUGGAGUGGGCUGUCCAACUCUAUGUGAGAGAAUGGAACACAGAAGAACUCUCCGUUCCAAAGAGCAUGAAAGCUCCUUACAUGCGUAUUGUGUUUCUCCCUGAGGUGUUUACUAAACACUAUGGGUCGAAAACAGAAGAUGCUGAUCGGAUGAUUAUCGACAUGUUAAACGAUUUUAAACUGGCAAUAUUUGUCAACCCGGUUCAAGGAAGGCUCGCCACACGUGUGUCCGCGCAAAUAUUCAGCACGAGGAACCAGUAUAAAUAUGCUGCACGAGUAAUUAAACGGAGAGCCAACGAAUUACGCUCGAAGUACAACUGAAUUUUUUAUCAACAUUGACAUUGCAUUCAAGCUAAUGUAAAUAUACACGCAUGCGCAUUUCAGACUUUGUUGCGAUGCAACAUAAUCUACGAACAAUAUGUUCCAUGUUUUAUAUGGUCAGUAUUAUAUAUUAAAAACUUUAAUCCGCGUUCUUUGCGCAAAUAGUCAUAUUUAUAUAUUUUUUACUUUUGUCUUAAAAUUAAUACAAUAGAAGGCGCUCCAAA
Messenger RNA from Hydractinia symbiolongicarpus, 1691 nucleotides. RefSeq lists its product as uncharacterized. The record is from RefSeq and is a predicted model, not a curated record. The transcript has 4 exons. NCBI's taxonomy places the organism in Eukaryota, Metazoa, Cnidaria, Hydrozoa, Anthoathecata, Hydractiniidae. Bases 37 to 1467 code for a protein of 476 amino acids.